UGUCUCCGGAAGGGGAAAAGCAUCUGUUGAGAGCUCGCUGGAGGAAGGCGCGCACUCUUUGGAGCAUCUGUUCUCUACUUCUUGUUUAUCUAGGGUUUUUUAAGGAUCCGGACGAGCACGCUAGGAAGCUGUUAGAGAGUUUGCAGAAAGAAGCACAAGGACGAAAAAGGAAGGACAAAGAAGAAAGCCAAAGGAGCGGAGAGAGGAGAGGUGAACCUGGCCGAAGCGACAUGUUUGGCAUGAUCAAGAAUUCGCUCUUCGGAAACACCGAGGAGACGGAAUAUAAACUGCUGAGCAGCGAGACAAAGGAUGGGGUUAGCUUUGAGGUGCGGCGGUAUGAUGGUGCCAAAUACGCUGUUGUCUCCUCUGAGGGACGAAGCUUUGACCAAGUGACAGGAGAGCUGGUGAGGAAGCUGCUCAUGUACAUCGGCGGGAGCAAUGAACAAGGUGAGGCCAUGGGUACAGCAGCUCCCAUAAUCAUCACAGUGUACCCACGGAAUGACGGUGUCCUGUCUCGCCGUUUGGUGGUCGCCAUCCGCAUCCCGUCCACCUACCAGCAAGAAGCCCCGACUCCCUCCGACAGUGCCAUCAAGAUUGAGGAGCGGCCCGGCAUGACCGUCUACGCUCUGCAGUUUGGAGGCUUUGCAGCAGAGAGUGAGUACCGAGCAGAGGCCUUGCGUUUGACACGCACCCUGGGUGAGACCGCCCCCUUUCAGCGCAAGCAGUACUUCUGCUGUAGCUACGACCCGCCACUCAAGCCUUACGGACGCCGCAAUGAGGUGUGGUUUCUACAGGAAGAGCCAUAGGAGCCAUUUGCUCAGAUCUGAGUCAAAUCUCAUGCUGAAUUCAACCUUUAUUACCCUUCCACUAUAUCAACAAUCCUGUAGCUCUAACAGUAUUUCAUUGGUAAGAGGUGACUUGAUAUACCUUCGAACCCAAAUGGACAGAUAGAGAUUAUCCAUGUUGCCUUUACCCAUCUGAUCUUCUGCUUGUAGCUACAUUGAAGUUAGACAUUCAAGCCAUGGGACAUUUCGCAUGUCAGUAUCACAUUUCUAUGUUUUUGUUUCCAAUUUAAAAUCACCCCUUGCUCCAACAAUGUGGGAUGAGAGUGAUGAAAGGCUUAUGGACAAGUUAAAGUAUUUAUUGGUAUAGGUGUCAUUCAGAGUUUUCAUUCGAAAGGUUGUCACUGCUGUCGCAGCAAGAAAAGAAAGAGGAAAUAAAAAGAAAAUAAAUUGAACACAAAGAAACUUGAAAUUACUACAAGGAAAUACAAAAGCAUUAUAACACUACAAAGAGAUUCACAACGACUAUAAAAAGGGGCAAAACAACCACAGAGACUCAAAAUGUCUACAAAAAACACACCAAAUGACCUCAACAAGACACACAACUACAAAAAGGGUUUAAAAAAAUUACAAAAUGUGCAAAAAAACCCACAGAUGAAUAACUACAGACCAAAAAAAUUAAAAAGUGAAACAAAAGAACUAAAGGACACAAAAUUACCAUGAAGAGACACAAUACCACAGAGAGAGGUGUAACGACUGCAAAGUGUUAGCUAGUUAGUUAACGAGUUAGCUACAUAGAAACAAGACAUGCAUAAUAGUUGUUUAGCCUCUUUUUUAUUGUUGUUUUGUAUUUUAGACUAUUUGAGACUAUUCAUUUUUUUUAGAAUUACAAGUUUGUCCUGAAGGGUUGCUAAAGUCCCUGCAGAGCUCUCACCUCCCUAAAGAACACACAGUAGGGCUUUGCACAUCUUUUAUCUAGUUUACAAUUUAGUGACGGCUUCAGAGAAAUGUAUAGAAUUAAUAUUAGAUACAUGGUAGUAAAAGCACACUUCCGUUUCCUGAGUAUGGAACUGGAAAGAAACAGGAGCUGAGCCAUAAAGUAGAACUAGUCUUUAUGAUUAAUGUGUGGACAGCUACGAGUGGACAUUAGCUAGCUAGCUAUAGGUGUUAUGAUAAACUCUGUGAUUAUAUGUUGAUCUAGGAAGCAUUUGUGUGUAGUGAAUAUUUUGUGUUUUAGUGCAUGACAAUGCCAUCUUUAUUUAUUGAGACUGAUUUAACUGUUAUGUGAUACAUCUGUAUUGUGUGAUUAUAAUGUUUGAUAGUGUUUCAUAACAUAAUAAAUGUAUUAUUCAGUAAGAGUGCGGAUCAUUCUAGU
This is a messenger RNA of Centropristis striata (black sea bass), 2157 nucleotides long. Its product is annotated as heme-binding protein 1-like. The coding region runs from base 231 to 806 and encodes 191 amino acids. The record is from RefSeq and is a predicted model, not a curated record. The transcript has 4 exons. Lineage: Eukaryota; Metazoa; Chordata; Actinopteri; Perciformes; Serranidae.